AGGGGGCGCCACUGCCCAGGAAACGGCGCGGCCGGGCCCUCCCCGACCGAGCCCCGUCGGGCAGCGCGUGGGGGCGGUACUGCGCGGCCAUGGCGGGGCAGGGCGUGAGCGAGAGUCCGCGGCGCGCGGCCGGCGGGCGGAAGAUGGCCCUGCACAGAUGUCAGACGUGUGGUGAAGAGGAGGCCAAGUAUCGGUGUCCACGAUGCAUGAAGUAUUCAUGCAGCCUGUUAUGCGUGAAGAAGCACAAGCUUGCCCUGAGCUGUAAUGGAGUCAGGGACAAAACCGCAUUCGUCUCUGUGACUGACUUUACUGACUUGAACCUUCUGAGUGAUUAUCGUUUCCUGGAAGAUGUGGGAAGGACGGCUGAUGCUGCUGCUCGAGAUCUGUCUGUGCAUCGGCCGACAACAAAUAAAUUCAUCAAUUACUUGCGAAACAGAGCUCGAAGGCAUAAUAUCAAUCUGAAGACACUGCCCAUUGGAUUCACAAAAAGAAAAGAAAAUUCAACUAUCUUCAAUAAGAAGGAGCAGAAGUUCUACUGGCAUUUGAAGCUUGUAUUUCCUCACUGUCAUGCUGAAUACACUUUAAAAAGGGUGCCAGAGGAUAAAACGCUCGCUGAUAUCCUUAAGCCCUACGUUGAUCCAGUGGAGUCAGAUCCUGUAGUUUGUCAAAGAUUAAAGGUUUAUACAAUGUCUCCUCAGUCAGAUAUACAAAUUUUAAUGAAAAUAGAGAACAGGAAGCAAAACUCCACCAGGUACAAUGAAUUGAAUGCCAGUGGAAGCCUCCUAGAAAAUUUGAAAAACAAAGUAAUAAUUGAGUACCCAACGUUAUUUGUGGUCUUGAAAAAACUGAAGAAUGACAUGGUGGUUCUUGGCCAAGAGGCCACUGAAUCUGCAGAGGACUCAGACAGUGGAAGUUCGUCCCUUUCAUCUGAGGAAGAAGGAGAAAUUCGGGAGAGUUCAUGACAGCUCUUCAAGAGAAGAGGGUGGGAUGAGUCUUUUAUAUGUUCUUAUUUAAUUAAAUCUUUUUUUGCACAACUGAUUUCUCUGAGGUUCAGUUUAGUUCACUUCAUUUAAGGCAGCACUUCCAAACUGCCUGCCUAACUUUGGAUUUAGUAUGCAUAUUUAGGUAUGUAAAUAAAGAAAUUGGGAGUGGCUGUUUCCAGAAAAAUCUGCUGUUCUUAUUGCAUAGCACCCCUCUGUCCAUGUAUCUCUAUUAAGUCACAGUAGCCCAAAUGUAAAGUUUCCAAGUUGGUUUCAACAAUAUGUAUUUUUGCUUUUAUCAUAACAUCUCAGUGUCAGAUUUCUGUUAGUAUAAGUAUCACAUAUUUGUUUUUAUCUGUGGAUUUGAGUCAUGGUGCUUCAACUUACUGAUAAAAUCAAGUGUUUCAUUAGA
Numida meleagris (helmeted guineafowl) is the source of this 1392-nucleotide messenger RNA. It is a transcript of the gene ZNHIT6, whose product is annotated as zinc finger HIT-type containing 6. NCBI's taxonomy places the organism in Eukaryota, Metazoa, Chordata, Aves, Galliformes, Numididae. Gene Ontology annotation, cellular component: nucleus; pre-snoRNP complex. Bases 90 to 962 code for a protein of 290 amino acids. The transcript has 10 exons. Gene Ontology annotation, biological process: snoRNA localization; maturation of LSU-rRNA from tricistronic rRNA transcript (SSU-rRNA, 5.8S rRNA, LSU-rRNA); box C/D snoRNP assembly. The record is from RefSeq and is a predicted model, not a curated record.